Molecule: messenger RNA, 828 nt
Organism: Mercenaria mercenaria
Lineage: Eukaryota; Metazoa; Mollusca; Bivalvia; Venerida; Veneridae
Product: neurogenic locus notch homolog protein 2-like
Exons: 4
Coding region: 1-828 (275 amino acids)
Biological process (GO): establishment or maintenance of epithelial cell apical/basal polarity; heterophilic cell-cell adhesion
Cellular component (GO): protein-containing complex; plasma membrane
Molecular function (GO): calcium ion binding
Source: RefSeq, a predicted model, not a curated record
AUGAGACAAAUACACGUGUUUGGCUCAUGGAUGACGGCCGUACUCUUAGUGUUCACGAUGCAAGUGUUUGGAAGUUCAAUGUGCCGUCCAACAGAAGUUUGCAAAAAGCGCGGAAGGGGUCUCCGAUGUUUAUGUGCACCGGGAUGGCAUGACGUUAACUGCAUGAUUGACAUAGAUGAAUGUAUAAAUAAUCCAUGUCCGAAUACUGCUAAUUGUAUGAACUCGCAAGGUUCCUACAAAUGUCAAUGCUUACCUGGUUGGAAGGGAGACAAAUGUGACGAGUAUAUCGAUGAGUGUUUGACGAAUCCGUGUCAACACUCGUCAACAUGUACGAAUAAACAAGGGUAUUACAACUGCACUUGCGCACUAGGAUGGAAGGGGGAUAAUUGUGAAGAAGAUAUCAAUGAAUGUGAUAAAAAACCUUGCAAUGUCACAUUAACUUGUGAAAACAGCCCUGGAUCUUUUACCUGUUCUGGAAAACAGAUGGAUUAUAAGGGAAUAUUAUUCGUGGUAUUUGGAAAGGGAAAGGAGUGUCACAGCAGAUCUCAGUCUCGGUCAGUCAACAACCAUAACAAUAGAUCUCAGCCUAGGUCAGUCAACAAUCAUACAACAAUAGAUCUCGGUAUUGGUCAUUCAUCAACCAUAACACCAACAGAACACAGACUCGGUCAACCAACAACCAUAACAACAAGAAAUCUCAGCCUCGUGAAAUCACCAACCAUAACAGCAACAGAUCCCAGCCUCGGUCAAUUAAUAACCAAAACAACCACAGACCUCAGCCAAGGUCAGCCAACAACCAUAACAACAACAAGUCUCAGCCAUUGUUAA